GUAUUUUUCUGUGAAAAAGUUGUUGAAAUGUUUAGUCCACGUGUAACUAAUUUUUAUAGGAAAUUUCAUGAUGAAUCCGAAACUACAAGAACUGGAAUAUGCUGCACAUCUUUUAUUCGCAUCACAGUUAGUAAGUGUUGAACAGCACCAUGCAGCUGAGCAAGUUUUUCUCAAUUUCAAAGCACAAGCUUCUCCUUACAAAUUUUGCCAAGAAAUCUUUCAGCAAAGCAACAAUGAUUACGUCCUCUACCAAGCUGUGACAACCUUGAAAGCAGCCAUUGUGAGGGAGUGGUCAUUCUUGAAUAAAACUGAGACUGAUUUCUGGCUCAAUUUUCUUCUCGCCUUUGUCUGUGAAAGGAGAAAUCUACAGAAGUAUGUCAUUGAGAAAUCAUUGCAAUGCAUAGCAGUGAUAAUCAAGAGGGGUACAUUGGAUGAUUCAGCAGGAUACAGUUCACUGCAAAGUCUUAUGGGAAAUGUACAUCAAUUGUUUGUCAGCAAUGACUUGCAUAUGAAACUGAUAGGAUGUUCAAUGAUGAAAGCAUUGUUAUUUGAAUAUUCUUCAGUUGGUCAGUCCAGUGAUAUCAAGAUGAGUUUUGAAUUUCACUGCAAGUGCAAGGCACAUUUUGAGACUCAAAGCCUUCAGCAGUUUUUCAUAACAACAAUACAAGCCUUACAGACAUUCACUUCCAUCUCAACUCCAUUCACCAAAGAACACAUUGCAGUUUUGGGCAACCUGUUGUCUGUUACUGAAAGUAUUUUAUCAUGGACUUUUUCUCCUAAAAAUCCUUUGAGGGCGUUUCACUCCAGAGGCAACGAAGCUGCAACUCUAAUUUUAUUCAAACCUGGCCCAACCUGGCGAGAGUGUAUGGUGAAUGGAAAUGCUCUGGAAAUCUUCUUUAAUCUCAAAUCCUGUUUGAAUGACAAUGAACAGCUUCUUCAUCGAUACUUUCUUUGCCUGACACAAUUUGCUUCCUUGACUGGCACAGUUUUUUCAGACGAUUCAUCAAUAGUUCAAUAUCUUGGUCAUUUGUUGCAAGGCAUAUUGCACCUUGUACAUCAAUUCAGCAGUCAAGUUUCCGGUGUGAUUGCCUGUGGUUUUGCCUCUGUUGUCAAUCGCAUUACAACUGUUUUCUCCAUCUCAUCGGUAGCGACUCUUCCAACUGAGCUUGUAAAAACAUACCUCCAUGCUGUGUCUCUACUCACACAAAAUUUCUUGCAAGCAGCGAUGAGGAAUGAAGAGCUUCACAAUGAUGACACAUCGCACAUGGAGGCAUUUGAUCAACUCUUGAUAGCAUGGGUCAACAUAUUAUCCGGCUCCAACUCAUUUCCUAAAGACUUUCUCUCGGCUCCCUGCCUUCAGAUCCUUCAUCUUUACAUCAGGACGCACAUCUCUGCACCUGAAGGUACCAGAAACCCUCAAGGCGUACAAGAUCUUGAAGAAUUCGUUGAGCUGCGAGACACAGACUUGGAAGAGUUUGAUGAGCAGUUAUCCGCAGUUGCAAAGCUGGCACGGCAUGUUCUUGGGGAUGCUCUGCCAUUUCUCAAUCACAUGUUGGAAGUCAAGAUAGCUACAUUCAUGGAACAUCUGUGUACACUCAAGGAAAAAGGACCACUAGCUGUUGAUACGGUAAAAACAGAGAACCUGUACGAAGACUUGCAUUGGAUUAUCCUGAUUGCUGGCCACAUACUUAGCGAUGACGUUCUUGGUGAGAAGGCACUAAUCCCUGAUGAAAUCAUGAUGCAUUCUGUUGCUGAGUCUGAAAAUGUUCAUAUGGAAUCCACUGUGAAAUAUCUGACAUCACUUGGGACUGAUGACACAGGGGACAAAAGGAUUGAUUCUGUCACCAGGUUGAUAACAUUGAUGUUGAGAGUGGCGGACCUUGAAAAGCAAGCACUUGCUGCAGGACUUGGACCAAUAUUGAGCCCAGAACUUGGUGGAAAUAUUGUGUGGAUAUUGAGAAAAGUUUGUGAUGUAUACCUCAUGUUUUCCGAGCCUGACUAUGGUCAAAUCAGCGUAGCCUUGGUGGCAGCAUUCGGAAAGGGAAGUCAAAGCGCGCAGUGGUUUGUGAAAUUCAUCCUUGGCAAGGUUCUGAGUAAUCUGCAUGGUUGGUUGAGUGAGCCCAGUGUGUUGGAGAAUACAGCACAAUUGCUUGUCACAUUAAUGAGCAACAAAACAAAUGCCCAUGCAGCAAUCUCUUGUGAUGUGAUUGCUCAGCUUGCAAAAGAUUAUGCAGAAAACAACUCGUAUGUAAAAGACCUUCCUGCUCUUGUACAAAGGGAACUUUCUCGGGCACUGGUCAUUGCUGGAUCAGCUAUUGAACAUGAUUCAAGCAGAAAACAAUAUCUCAGUCAGAUCCUGAAUCCAAUCAAAGCCAGGUUUCUUUCUGUCGUCCAAGCUCCUAUGUUUCGAAAAGAAUGCCAACAUGAAGCUUUCAAGGAAGAAGUAGAAAGAUUGCUGCAGUGCUUUCGUGGUGCUGCCAAGGCAACAGACAGACGGAAUGUGUCUUUCCUCUUUUCCUUCCUUGUGCCAGUACUUGAGGAUUGUGUACCUUUGUUUGAAUUGUAUCACAACUGUUCUGAGACUGUAGAAAUCCUGUUGUCCUUGCUGUUAGACGUUGUUGAUUCACAGUUGGGCUUUCUUACUAAGGCUGAAUGGCCAACCUUGCAUAAGAUAUGUGUUAGUUUAAUGGAAGUUUACUCUAAGCACAGUCUAGGCAGACUGAAUAGAAGCAUUUUAGCUGAAGAAGAGACAUUUUUAGAUCUUUUAAUAUUUAUCAAGAUUUUAUCAACCAUCGUAAACAAAGAAUUUUUUGACUUUUCUGUUGAUGAGGUUCAUGGUGAAUACACCCCUGGGGAUGGGGGUGCCAAUGUUGUUUUAUAUGGAUUAAAUAUAUUAAUGCCUUUUAUCACUCCUGAACUAUUGAAGUUUCCUGAAUUAAAGGAGGAAUAUUUUAAAUUGAUAACAUUUGUCUGUGAAGAGCAUUUUCCUACUGUAUGCCUAAUGCCAGAUCAUUUGUUUGCAAACCUGAUGGUAUCAUUGGAGAAAGGUUUGACUGAAUGUGGUAGUGAUAUUGCUAAAUCAACUCUUGAAGCUCUGAGUAGCAUGGCAUUGGACCUGUUUCGGGAUCAACAACAGAAGACAACCAUAACUGAGCGAUCUGCAGCAUUAAAAUCUAUGCUAAAGAUUCUAUUCAACUUUUUGCUGUAUGAAACAUUUGAUGUGGUUGAUCUUCUCAUACCAGCUGCUGAUGCAUUUCGUUACCUAAUUUGUUGUCAUCAGGAGGAAUACACCAAUCUCGUUCAAAAUCUCCUGGCAAGUCAAACAGAUGCAGCAGUCCGGCAGAGACUUAUAGAUUCGUUCAACAAACUAAUACCACCAGAUGCCAAUAUUGCAAAUGAUAAGAACUACAAAGAGACAUUUCGCAAAAACUUGGAUUCAUUCCUCGCCAAUGUCAAAGGUUUGCUGUGCGUAAGGUAACAAAGUGAUUUGAUGGUUGUUUGUUGAUCAAGCUAAGCAGAGCAACCACAUACCACAUGCAGGUCUGUAUUUAUUCACUUGCACCUCUAAAUGUGCUCAUAGCUGCAACAACAUUUGACAUCUGAAGUGUGACUAGCUAGGUAACAAAACCCAUUUUCAAAUGUGCAUGGAAACAUUUUUCACCAGGAAAUGUUAAAGUGUUUUCUACUGUGGGCAAUGUCUAGAAAUUAGACCUGAAAAGUCAAAGAAAACUUUAACAUUUUAUGCAA
Molecule: messenger RNA, 3747 nt
Organism: Dendronephthya gigantea
Lineage: Eukaryota; Metazoa; Cnidaria; Anthozoa; Malacalcyonacea; Nephtheidae
Product: exportin-4-like
Exons: 21
Coding region: 68-3478 (1136 amino acids)
Biological process (GO): protein export from nucleus
Cellular component (GO): cytoplasm; nuclear pore
Molecular function (GO): nuclear export signal receptor activity
Source: RefSeq, a predicted model, not a curated record